Molecule: messenger RNA, 550 nt
Organism: Salpingoeca rosetta
Lineage: Eukaryota; Choanoflagellata; Craspedida; Salpingoecidae
Exons: 3
Coding region: 91-441 (116 amino acids)
Biological process (GO): DNA-templated transcription; termination of RNA polymerase I transcription
Cellular component (GO): RNA polymerase I complex
Molecular function (GO): nucleic acid binding; zinc ion binding; DNA-directed RNA polymerase activity
Source: RefSeq, a predicted model, not a curated record
UAAGACUGUUCCCCCCCCCCCCCCGGCAUCGCCACGUCUACUGCACGGUGACACAACAACACAAGUACACCUCAAGUACGAAGUAGCAACAUGAGUGCGUUCAAGGCGCCCGAUCGCAACUUCUGCGUGCGCUGUGGUGCGCUGCUGCCUACCUUUGGCGACAACAACACAAUCUCGUGCCGUCGCUGCGGCCAUGGCGUGCCCGUGACCAUCUUUGAGAACGUCAAGGUCAGGUCCUCCAGCAGGCCUUAUGCAUUUCAGAAGCCAGACUACAACACAUCCAAGGAGGUCGAGGACACCGCCGCCACGAUUGAUGAGAAGUGCCCCAAGUGUGGCCGCGAGGAAAUGUCGUACACAACUGCACAGCUGCGAUCCGCUGAUGAAGGCCAAACCAUCUUCUACAGAUGUAAAUGCGGGUACUCGUUCUCAGUCAACAGCUGAGAGACACGUCGAAGCCCGUGUUGCAUGUUGUGCGCUGCCCCCGUGUCUGUUGACCGUAUCCAUACCCUGCUUGCUUGUUGUCUUGUCUCCAUUACACAGUCCAUCACCA